Messenger RNA from Prunus armeniaca (apricot), 1491 nucleotides. NCBI's taxonomy places the organism in Eukaryota, Viridiplantae, Streptophyta, Magnoliopsida, Rosales, Rosaceae. The record is from the annotation of a GenBank genome assembly.
AUGCAAAUGAUGUCCGAUCCAGAUGCCGAGGUUGUUGCUUUGUCUCCGACGACCCUAAUGGCCACAAACCGAUUCGUCUGCGAGAUAUGCAACAAGGGCUUCCAGAGAGACCAGAAUUUACAGCUUCAUCGGAGGGGCCACAACCUUCCAUGGAAACUGAAGCAAAGAUUGAACAAAGAGGUGAAGAAGAAGGUGUAUAUUUGCCCUGAGAAGAGCUGCGUCCACCACGACCCGUCGAGAGCUCUCGGCGACCUCACCGGAAUAAAGAAGCAUUUCAGCAGAAAACACGGUGAGAAGAAGUGGAAGUGCGACAAGUGUUCGAAGAAAUACGCAGUCCAAUCGGAUUGGAAAGCUCACUCCAAGACCUGUGGGACGAGGGAGUAUAAGUGUGACUGUGGAACCCUCUUUUCCAGGAAAGAUAGCUUCAUCACCCACAGAGCUUUUUGUGAUGCCCUAACUGAAGAGAGUGCUAGGCUCACUACUUCAGUUGCUGGAGCUGCAACCAAUCUCAAUUUCGGAAACGAAACAAUGUUAAACAACACCAUGAUGCAUAAUGGUCAUGCAGUUCAAGAUGACGUGUCUCAAAUUUCUCAGUAUGGCCAAGGUUUGAUCAGGCAAGAUUUCAAUGGAUUGGAUCAUCAUCAUCAGCAGCAUGAGAAGCCAAGCUUGUCACUUUGGCUGAAUCAGCAGCAGGCAAAUAGUAAUUCUCAUCAGCUGAAUCUCAUGGACAAUAUGGCAGCAAAUCCCAAUCAGCUUUAUGUAACAUCAUCAAGCUCCACUGCUUUUCCAGAUAUGGCUCAAAUGCCAUCAGCCAACAAUAUCAAUCAGCUCUUUGGCUCGCCAAACGCUAUGUCUACUUUUGGAAGCUCAAACAUCAAUCUUUUUGGCUCAGGCAGUGCUUCAAGUUCUACUUCCACAAGUGCUGCAAAUAAUCUCUCCUUAUCAUCACCAAUUCAAGAAGGUGGGAUUCAUAAGGGAAACAGUAAUCUGGUGGGCAGCGGAGGCUUAUCAAAGCCGCCUGCAGCCCCAAUGUCUGCCACAGCACUUCUGCAAAAAGCAGCACAAUUGGGUUCAACCAGAAGCAGCAACAACAACAACAACCAAGGCAGCAGCAGCAGCAGCAGCUUGGGUGUAAACGUAAUGAGCUCAUCACCAUCUUCUUCAAACACUUUGAUCAGGAGCUUCAGUUCCAAUAUGAACCAAAAUCGAUCAAACGAGCUGCAUCAAAUUGUUCAAAAUGCAAACCAAUCAGGCGGUGCAAACUCAAACACAAGUUCUACUCUUGAGCAGCUCAUGAACAACAUCACUCAUCGGGGUUCGAGCACAAUUGGAAAUCUUGAUCAUCAAAACAGUCUAACCAGAGACUUCUUGGGCAUGGGAGGAGGAGGAGGGGCAGCAGAUCAAUUAUCUCAUAACAACAGGCCAAUGUUCUCACCACAAGAGCUUGCCAAGUUUGCAUCUUCAAUGAGCCAAUUCACUGGCAACCACUAG